Moneuplotes crassus is the source of this 1240-nucleotide messenger RNA. The record is from the annotation of a GenBank genome assembly. Lineage: Eukaryota; Ciliophora; Spirotrichea; Euplotida; Euplotidae.
UUUAGAAUUAGUGAUAAUGGAGAAAGACGAUAAAGAUUUUGGAGACUUAGAGAAGGAGCAGUUUAAUGUAGUAGCUUUCACUUGGAACUGAGCUGGCCAAUUACCCCCUGAAGAAGAUUUUGGAAAGUUUUUACAAUGGAAAGAUAACACAGAGUCUCCUGAUAUUCUCUUCCUUGGGUUCCAAGAAGUUGUGCAGCUAGGAAUCAUGAGUAUGUUGAACGGCUUAGGAAAAUAUCAAAUUAAUGAUUUUGGUGAUAGAAUUACGGAAGAUCUUAAGAUUCUUUAUGAUGAGGAAUAUACUGUUUUUACUUUUGAAUGAAUGAUGGGACUUCUCCUGCUUGCAGUCUGCAAAUAGCAAUAUUUUUGACAAGAUUAGUAAUAUCGAUAAAUCCCAAGUUCCUCUUGGAUUUGGAAGAACAAUUGGAAAUAAAGGAGCAGUCCUGAUUAGAUUCUUACUUAACAGAACUUCUAUUGUCUGAGCCUGAUGACAUUUACAGAGUGGGAAGGAAAAAUACCAUAAAAGAGUCAAGCAUUGGUAUGAUAUUACUGAACUAGCUUUUGAAAAUUAUGACAGGGAUAACUCAUUUAACAAGCACCAAGUCCAGUUCUUUAUGGGAGAUCUUAACUUCAGAGUUCAGCAUCCUUAUGAGGAAACUAUUGAACUUCUAAAUGGAAUAAAUGAUGAAAAUAAGCAGGAAACUAUACAAUUUCUGUUCAACCGAGACCAGCUUUCCCUCCUGACUAAUGAUUUUCCAUGGCUGAAGGAAUAUAAGGAAAUGAAAGUUGACUUUCUUCCUACCUAUAAAUACGAUAAAGAAUCAGACAUCUAUGAUACUUCUGAUAAGAUGAGGGUGCCUUCUUGGUGUGACCGAAUACUUUGGCGUGAGAAGGAUGGAGAAAACGAAGAAAUAGAAAACUACUGAAUCCCAGUCAGUUAUGAGAGGAGAGAAAGUUUAUUUAGUGAUCAUCGACCUGUGAUUGCUAAAUUCAAAGUUUACACUGAUAAGUAUAGCACUGCUUGAGGGGAGGAGGAUGAAUGAGAUCAAAAAUUUGAUACAACAAAAAAGUUUCCCUCAUAUGAUCCGGAUAAGAAUAAAUCAAUUAGCAAGCAAUUAGAUACUGAAGAUAUAAGCCCAUUUAAGCACUCAAAAACACGUGAAGAAUCAGAGCUUGACUAAUUAAACCCAUCCUGUGAAAUUGAUUAAGAUUCCUCAUAUUUUCAAUAUCUUUAAAAUUUAUG